Molecule: messenger RNA, 993 nt
Organism: Gloeophyllum trabeum ATCC 11539
Lineage: Eukaryota; Fungi; Basidiomycota; Agaricomycetes; Gloeophyllales; Gloeophyllaceae
Exons: 1
Coding region: 1-993 (330 amino acids)
Source: RefSeq, a predicted model, not a curated record
AUGACUGACAAUCCUAGUGAGGUCGAAGACUGGGAACACGAGGAGAUCGAACUUCAUCCCUCUGAGUAUGGCAAUUUCGAUGGUCAAACGCACUGCGAGGACCAUGAUAGUGCGGGUGAAUACAGCGACUGUUAUGAUUGCGGAGACUACCCGAGCUUUUACGAGCAUGAGGGUGGAUAUGAUCCAAGGGCAUACGACAGCGAGAGCGACUACGACAGGAUCGCGGAUGAAGAGGGUGCGGCUGAGCGACAUAGUCAGUCAGCCCGAUGGUUCUACGGCGUCGGUUCCUCGAGGAGACCGCCGGCUAGGCUCGAGGGACCCGACACGCUCCCCAAAUAUGUGGAUGAUCCUAAUUAUCUGCUCUAUCGGUCACCGCCGCCCUGGAGCGUUUUGGGUGAGAUCAAGCCUACUGACGGGUCGGCGGGGGCCGCGGAGAGAAGAAACGAAGAGGAUCUCGUCGCUGUUAACCGGACCAACAAGAAAGCGAGACUCGCUGUGCACAUGAUGAAGGACAUGAUCAGCAAGAAAAAGGCCAAGCAGAUAGUCGAUGUGGGAGACUCCGGUGGCUCCAACCUGGCUCCCAUCCAAUCGAGGAAUCCAUUCCGGAAGGCACCCAAGAUCGCGGAUAACAUUGCGCAAAUGCGAAGUCCGGCUACCGUGAUGGAGGGCAGGCCCUUGGAGAUGUCCCCGAACCCCCUUGCCAUAGAGCCAGCUUUACAUGAGCUGGGUAUGGAGGUUCAAUCCACGGCUAGGGUUGCCUCACUUCCGGUCCUCAGGCCCGUCUCUGCUCACAAGGUUCCUGCCCUUCCUUCCCCACCUCCGACGCAGAAGAAACAACAAGGGCGGAAACCAGUCAAGGAGAAGACGCCACAUCGGCCUCCUCAGAGGAAGAGAGGUGGGAUGGGUAUGUCGUCCGCAGGUGGUAAGGUUGAUGGUCAAAAGCACAAGCAAUUUGACUGGCAAGCCUGGGGUAAGCCGAGGGAAAGCACGUAG